AAAAGAGCGGCACAGUGAAUAUCAUGACUUAGAAUGGCUUUUCUAGCGGACUAAACCAGCAGCAUCUGCAGCUCUUUGUCUCUCCUUCUCUUCUAUCUGUCUUCCCUAGUUCCCUUCUCUUCUCUUCCUCAUGUGCGUGUGACCACAAAGAAACCACAGCAUUCGGUCGCCUUCUCACUCAAGCAGUUUGUAUAUGUAAAUGGGGUUAGACACAGAAUUAGAAUUUGAGAAGUAUUGCAGUAUAGGUCAGAGUCCUAAAAUUGGUCCUCGAUCACAUAGUCAUGGUUCAAAAGUUGAAAAAAGAGAUGUAAAAAGAAAACCUAUGAGUGGAAGCCACCUUGUAAGGCAGAUGGAUCAAGACUCCACAGAAAUUACCUUUGGUAACUCCAGGAGUUUGUCCUGUAAAAGUGUGCCUUCUGGAGCAGCUGAAUAUGGAAGUAAUGGGGAGAUGAAGCGAGGUUCUAUAUAUCAAAGCUCAAAGACAGUAAGGAAAAUAAAGAAAAUGGGUGAGCUUGAGGGAAGAAGAAAGAUAGAAUUGUCACGUAGCAGUGACACAUCUCUGUCUUUCAGGAUAUUUGACACUUUAUCUGAGUCAAAUGAUUACAUCCCACCUAUGCAGCAGAAGAGAUCUCCACUAAUGCCUUUAAUGACUGAUAUGGAGACAGCUAUUAGCAAGACCUACAAGGAGCCAGAUUCUCAGGAUUUCUUUGAUUUGUCCUUCCGUGUUCCCUCCUCCACAUGUAAUAUUGCGCAUGAAGAUGUCUCUGCAGAUGGUUUCUUUGAGAUCUGCCUGGAUCCAGAGGACAGAAAACCAUGUCCUGCUGAGACAAUUGGAAGGGGCUUGUUGGGGGAAGUUAGUUUUAGAUGUAAUCAGACUAUUGGUCCUCUGAACAAUAGUAAUGACUUCUUGGAAAGAGAGACAGUCCACACUUUGAACAAGUCCUCAUCAGAAAAAGUGGGGAUGCCAUAUUUACCUUGCCUAUCAGAAAGUGAUCCCUCUAAAGCCAGCCCAAAGGGAAGGUUCAGCCCUAUUAGAAGGAUGUUGGAUCCAAUCAUGAAGUCCAAAUCUCAGCGAAGUCCAUCAGUUUCAAUAGCAGAAUUUGGUGAUUUGACAACAAUGACAUUGCCGAACAUGAGGAGGAACAGGACACUUUGCAAAUCUUUGUUGCAGGACUUCUCAAACACCGUGGUGAAGGAGCAAUCUAGUGCUCAGUUUAGCAAUAAAGAUCAGCAGAGUUCAGUUGUUUCUACAUCACCAGCUCACCUCCAUGGCUUUCUCAAGCUAGAAUACAAGCAUGGGGCCCCGUUCUUUAAGUUCUUUGUAAGGGACUUUGAAGAUGUACUUACAGCAAAGACAUGGAAAGCAAAUAAUGCUUUUAAUUGGGUUUAUACUUUCCAUUCUACAAACAGUAGAAAGAAGAACAAUAAUAGCGGAUGGGGUACAAAGGAGAGGCACAAAGAGGCCUCCGUGGUUGGCCAGAUGCAAGUUUCAUGUUAUUUGUGUUCAGAAAUUAGAAGUGGUGGAGCAUUUGAUUACUCUAUGGUGACAGAGUUUGUGUUGUAUGACAUAGGUCAUGCAAGGAAGAGCUUGGCUGCUGAACAAAGCUCUCCAUGUUCUCCAGACUCCAUUAAGCCUAUUAAUGGUACUUCCGGUGAAGCCUUGAUCAAGGGGCCAUCUAUGGAUCCAAAUGAUGUAUCUGAUCUAGAAAAUCACAAGCUUCAACCACGACAUGCUUCCGGUGGUGAUGUCUCUGAUGCUUCAACAUCUUGUCCUUGGUCACCUGCAGAUUUGCAUCCAAACCUUGAAAUUGCAGCUAUUGUUAUUCAAGUGCCAUUUGAGAAAAGGGAAAGCUUGAAAGACAAGCAAGAGGUUUGCAGUAAAGCAUAUUCAGAUUUAUUUGAGUCUUCCAUGGUUGAGCAGAGAAAUGAUGACAAGCAAAGCAGCACUAGUCCCGCAAAUGUGAAAGUGGUAACAGUGACUGGGACGCAUGGUUUGCCAAGUACUGAUGAUGGUUGUGGCCCUUCACCAUUACUGGAUCGAUGGAGAUCUGGUGGUCACUGUGAUUGUGGUGGUUGGGACAUGGCCUGCCCCCUUUUUGUUUUUAGCAAUCCUACUACUGGAAAUGUUGGAGAUAACCCUUCUACAGAGAAUGUAGAACUGGUGGAACUCUUUGUUCAGGGAGUGAAAGAGAAGAUGCCAGCCUUGACCAUAACAGCUAUUGAUGAAGGGCAAUAUUCAGUUGAUUUUCAUGCCCAACUGUCCUCAUUGCAAGCAUUCUCAAUUUGUGUUGCUAUCUUGCAUAGUGCAGAAGUUUCCACUGUAAUUGGACAAGAGAGGACCAGGCAGAGGUUGCAUAACGAUUCGCUUAAAGUGCUGCUUGAGGAGGAAGUUAGAUUCUUGAUUGAAGCAGUUGCAGGGGAAGAGAAAAGAAAGGCCACAAAACGAAUGGAGGAAACCCCACCAUGUUUCAUCCUGAAUCCACCUUUCUCUCCCAUUGCACGAGUAUAGUUUGAAAUAGCAUUCUCGAUGCCUUGACCUCACUUUAGUAAUAGAAACCCAGAGCUAGUUAAGAGAUCUCUGGGUUACCCGUUCCUGUCAUAGGUGCUGGAACAUUACUCCUUGCAGGUGUUGAAAUCCAUCUGAGAAUGUAUUAUUCAAUUCUUUGUACUAGUGAUUCUGUCCAUAUUAUUUAAAGGUUAAGGGGAAAAAAGUUAUUAUACCACGAAAUAAACUAUUUCUCAA
Molecule: messenger RNA, 2743 nt
Organism: Nelumbo nucifera (sacred lotus)
Lineage: Eukaryota; Viridiplantae; Streptophyta; Magnoliopsida; Proteales; Nelumbonaceae
Source: RefSeq, a predicted model, not a curated record